Suillus subaureus is the source of this 795-nucleotide messenger RNA. RefSeq lists its product as uncharacterized. The record is from RefSeq and is a predicted model, not a curated record. Bases 1 to 795 code for a protein of 264 amino acids. The transcript is spliced from 2 exons. NCBI's taxonomy places the organism in Eukaryota, Fungi, Basidiomycota, Agaricomycetes, Boletales, Suillaceae.
AUGGAAUCUACUGCAAUUGUGUUGGUCAAGCAGGACUCUGUCUUCUUGCCUGGUAUGACCAUCAGCGCUACUCAUUGGAUUGCAUAUGCCAUGACCAAGGGUCGUGUUCACAUCAUCUUGCGAUCAAGCAGUGAUCGCACUCUUCUUCAGCUGCCAAUGGUCUUUGCACCUGCCAUAUUGGUCAUCAAUAUGGCUGUAUACAGCAACAGACUGGCAGGUGUCACCUCUGAUGGCAGUUUUGUUGUAUGGGAACUACCUGAGUUCUCUGCCCCGAAGCCAACCAUCCACUUUGUCAUCCUCUCAGUUGACGCAGACCUCACAGGCGACAAAGCGCACACAGCUUGCAUUGCUGCUAAACUUCCCCCAGGUGACCUUGCUCUCAUCAUGUUCUCCAUGCAUUCCACUGGUGUCAAUCAGGACUUGAUUAGGAAAGAGUGGUAUGAUACAGCUGUGUUGAACACUCCUGCAAAGCUCCCCCCUUAUAUGCCUGCAGCCCCCAUGGAGGCAAAGGGUACCCGUCACAUGCCUCCAGCACCCAUGUCCAUCAGUGGGCCUGGGCCUGCACCUGUGACACAGCUGUCUGCAUCCAUCAUCUCCCCUGCUAGAACCAGAACUCCUCCUGAAGAUCUUGAGGCUGAUAUUGCCUGCGACAAGGUCCAUGUCAGAGAUCAGGAGGUUGGAGAACAGGCAGUCAAUGCAGAGCAGCAGGUUGAAGAAUAUCCAUGGCUACCUCUUACAACACUUUUACUUACAAUCACACUGCUAUGUACCACUACUAGUACUGUCAUCUACUAG